Molecule: messenger RNA, 2829 nt
Organism: Scheffersomyces coipomensis
Lineage: Eukaryota; Fungi; Ascomycota; Pichiomycetes; Serinales; Debaryomycetaceae
Gene: STV1
Product: Stv1p
Exons: 1
Coding region: 1-2829 (942 amino acids)
Biological process (GO): proton transmembrane transport; vacuolar acidification
Cellular component (GO): vacuolar proton-transporting V-type ATPase complex; vacuolar proton-transporting V-type ATPase, V0 domain; fungal-type vacuole membrane
Molecular function (GO): proton-transporting ATPase activity, rotational mechanism; ATPase binding
Source: RefSeq, a predicted model, not a curated record
AUGCUGCAACCUAUACUGCUAUCUCAAAAUGUGGAGCCUAGCCAUAAUGAGGCUAUUUUCAGAUCAGCUCCUAUGACUUUAGUUCAAUUCUAUGUUACCAUAGAAUUGGCUCGUGAUGUGGUUUGUACAUUGGGAAACCUUGGAACUGUUCAUUUCAGAGAUUUGAAUUCAAAAUUAACUCCAUUUCAAAGAACUUUUGUCACUGAAUUAAGAAGUAUCGAUACAUUAGAAAGUCAACUUCAUUUUCUACAUUCAAGUAUGGAAAAAUAUGAAACUAUUAAAAGUGAUAUAUUCGUUAAUCUUAAAGCUGAUUUGAAUCCCCUUCCUGGAUCAUCGGAAAUGGAUGAAAUUAAAGCCAAGAUCAAGGAUUUUUAUGAAAGAAUUAAACAUCUUGAUAACUCUUUCACUUCCUUAUAUCAACAAAAAUUAAAGUUAAUAGAGAAUAGAUAUGUGCUAACAGCCUUAUCAGAAUUUCAUAGAUCAAGUGUACGUGGAUUUGAUGAUAGUUUCCAAGGUCAAAGACAAGGUAAUGAAACUGAUGAUGAUGAUGUCGCCUUAUUAAACAAUAGAAACAAUAGUUUGGAAUUAGGACAAGAAACUGUGGAUUUAUCAGAAUCAGGAUUCAACUCUAUCUCAGGUACAUUAGCCAGAGAUAAAAUCCCCUUAUUAAGAAAGAUCUUAUGGAGAACUUUAAGAGGUAACUUAUACUUUUAUGAUAGUCAAAUCGAUGAACCAUUAUCUAAUUAUAAUGGUAAAGAUGCUGAAUUAAUCGAUAAAAAUGCGUUUAUUAUCUAUAUUCAUGGUGACUUUUUAAAAGCAAGAGUAAGAAAAAUUAUCCAAUCCUUGGAUGGUAUCAUUUAUGAUAACGUUGGAGGAAAUGAACUGCAAAGAUUUGCUACUAUGGAAGAUCUUAAUUUGAAGAUUAAUGAUUUUAAUAGUGUGGUUGAAAAUACUAAAAGCCAUUUGAUUACAGAAUUAUUAGUGGUUCAAGAAGCUUAUCCUGAUUUUUGUUAUAUUACUCAAAGAGAAAAAUUAAUAUAUCAAACUUUAAAUAAAUUCGAUGAAGAUAGUACCAGAAGAUGUUUAGUUGGUGAAGGUUGGAUUCCAGUAUCUGAAUUCGAUAGCAUCAGACAAACGUUACGUCAUUUGGUGAGAGAAAAAUCUCGUCAUGGUGGUUCUUCUUCAGCAUCGCAAGAAUCAAUACUUUUAAAUGAUGAAUCAGCUUCUGCUCCACCCACUACACCUGCUUCCACUGCUUCUCCGUUAUUUGCAAUUGAUGACACAGACCAUGAAAUCUCCAGUCUCGAUGAUGAUGAUGAGUUUGGUACUUUAAUUGCCGUUGUUAAUGAAUUGUCUACCAAUAGGACUCCUCCAACAUACCAUAAGACAACUAAAUUCAAUGCUGCUUUCCAACUGAUUAUCGAUGCUUAUGGUAUUGCAACUUAUCAAGAAGUAAAUCCAGGUUUGGCUACUAUUAUCACUUUCCCAUUCAUGUUUGCCAUUAUGUUUGGUGAUUUAGGUCAUGGUUUCAUCGUAUUCUUAAUUGCGUUAUAUUUAAUCAAAAAUGAGGUUGCAUUUGGUUCAUUGAGAAAUAAAGAUGAAAUUUUCGAAAUGGCAUUCAAUGGAAGAUAUAUCGUAUUGUUAAUGGGUGCUUUCUCCAUGUAUACUGGUUUGAUGUAUAAUGAUAUAUUCUCCAAAUCCAUGACUCUUUUCAGUUCCGCUUGGGAAUGGAACUUCCCUGCCGAUUAUGACCCCGCCGAUGGACCAAUUAGUCUUACCGCCACCAGAAAACCAGGUCAUGUAUACCCUAUUGGUUUAGAUUGGGCAUGGCAUGGAUCUGAAAAUAAUUUAUUAUUCACAAAUUCUUAUAAGAUGAAAUUAUCUGUCUUAAUGGGGUUUGUCCAUAUGAACUACUCGUUGUUUUUCAGUUUAGUAAAUUAUAGAUAUUUCAAAUCAAGAGUUGAUAUCAUUGGUAAUUUCAUUCCCGGAUUUUUAUUCAUGCAAAGUAUUUUUGGUUAUUUGGCAUUGACCAUUGUUUAUAAAUGGUCAGUUGAUUGGUUAGGCACUGGAAGACAACCUCCUGGUUUACUUAACAUGUUGAUUAAUAUGUUCCUUUCUCCAGGUAAUAUUGAAGAACAAUUAUAUCCCGGUCAAAAAUUCGUUCAAAUCGUACUUGUGUUAAUUGCUCUUGUUUGUGUACCAUGGUUAUUAGUAUACAAGCCAUUAACUUUGAAAAGACAAAAUGAAAGAGCAAUCCAAUUAGGUUAUAGAGAUUUGAAUUCCCAAGUUAAUCAUUCCCUUCAACUUCAUGAAGAAGAAACUGCUUUUGAUUUGGAUGUAGAAUUAAAUCAUGAUCCACUCGAUGAUGAAGUAGAUGAUUUAAACGAAGAAUUUAACUUUCCAAAUGAUAUCGAACCAUUACAUCAUAAUUCAACUUCCCAUGGAGAUGAAGCUGGUUCAUUUGAUUUUGGUGAUAUUGUCAUUCAUCAAGUCAUUCAUACGAUUGAAUUCUGUUUGAAUUGUGUUAGUCAUACUGCUUCUUAUUUAAGAUUAUGGGCCUUAUCAUUAGCUCAUGCCCAAUUAUCGUCUGUGCUUUGGAGUAUGACCAUCAGUAAUGCAUUUGGUCAAACUGGUAAUUUUGGUAUUUUUAUGACUGUGGUAUUGUUUGCGUUAUGGUUUACUUUAACGGUUUGUAUUUUAGUUCUUAUGGAAGGUACUUCUGCGAUGUUACAUUCUUUAAGAUUACAUUGGGUGGAAGCAAUGUCCAAGUUUUUCGAAGGUGAAGGUUAUCCAUAUGAACCUUUUGCAUUCAAAGAUAUAGAUUUAUAA